CUCACUCCUCUCUCUCUCUCUCUCUCUCCCCGAAGAAACAAAGCGAAGCUCGUGCGCGCGCGCACGGGAGAGAGAGAAGGGAUCGGCGGCGAUGAUCGGCGGCGGCGGCGGCGGCGGAGGACUCCGGGGAGGGCGCGGGCUCCUCCUCCUCCUCCGCCGCAGCUCCUCCGCCGCCGCAGCCGCGGCGGCGCUCUCGAAACCCUACCUGCGAAGCACGGUGACGCGCACCACUCGAUCCCCUCGCUUCUCACGCUCCUCCAACUACUCCUCCACCCCAUCGUCGUCGUCGUCGUCGUCGUCGUCGUCGUCGUCGAUCGCUUCUUCUUCGACUACCGCUGCUGCUACAGCCAAUCGCAAUGGGCUCGUGGGGUGGUACCUCGCCAUGAUCGAGUCGCGCCCCGUGCUCACGAAGAGCCUCACCGCCGGGGCCAUCUUCACCGCCGCCGAUGCCUCAUCGCAGAUGAUAACUCGAGGUCCCGAUGAUUCUCUUGAUCUGAUAAGAACCAUGCGGAUGGCUAGUUAUGGAAUGCUGAUUUCAGGACCGUCAUUGCAUUUAUGGUUUAAUUUUGUGUCUAAAGUUCUUCCUAAACGAGAUGUAGUCACUACUUUCAUGAAGAUGUUUCUUGGGCAAACCGUCUAUGGACCUAUAGUUACUUCAGUUUUCUUCUCGUAUAAUGCGGCAUUACAAGGUGAGACAUUUCCAGAAAUAAUUGCCAGGUUGAAGAGGGAUCUCAUUCCCACGUUCAUAAAUGGCCUUGUGUACUGGCCCGCGUGCGAUUUUAUAACUUUCAAAUUUAUCCCCGUCCGUCUACAGCCACUGGUGAGCAAUUCGUUCUCGUUUCUUUGGACAAUUUACAUCACAUACAUGGCGAGCUUAAAGAAAGCGAGUGUGGAGAAGAUAACUGAAGACUAAAUCUACAUGGUAGAGACUAUUAACUGAUCUCUUUCCUUUCGUUGAUUUUUGCACGAAGUGCCAAUAUGUUGCUGUGGGAUUAUGACACUUUGCUUUUCCUUUUGUUUUUAGAAAGAAACACCUGUUGUUUGUAUACUUGCUGAAAAAAUGACAUUAUUCUUUUAGAAUCGAAAAAAUAUUAAGGAAAAUGUUGUUGUCCUUUGUA
Molecule: messenger RNA, 1118 nt
Organism: Ananas comosus (pineapple)
Lineage: Eukaryota; Viridiplantae; Streptophyta; Magnoliopsida; Poales; Bromeliaceae
Product: PXMP2/4 family protein 4-like
Exons: 4
Coding region: 92-913 (273 amino acids)
Cellular component (GO): cytoplasm; membrane
Source: RefSeq, a predicted model, not a curated record